This is a messenger RNA of Leucoraja erinaceus (little skate), 4150 nucleotides long. RefSeq names its product nuclear FMR1 interacting protein 1 (gene nufip1). Gene Ontology annotation, molecular function: RNA binding. The transcript has 10 exons. NCBI's taxonomy places the organism in Eukaryota, Metazoa, Chordata, Chondrichthyes, Rajiformes, Rajidae. Bases 5 to 1660 code for a protein of 551 amino acids. Gene Ontology annotation, cellular component: nucleus. Gene Ontology annotation, biological process: box C/D snoRNP assembly. The record is from RefSeq and is a predicted model, not a curated record.
AGCGAUGAACGAGUUUGGAUUUUACCCGCCGCCAGUGUUCACCCCGCCGGCUCCCUUGCUGCGACCUCCGGUGUUCUCACCACCGCCUGCGCCGUUUUUUCAACAGCAGUGUCCCCCUGCCUGGGACGGGAGGGCGGCGGCUCUAAACCUCGGCCCACCCUGGGGUAUGGUCGCUGGGCACCGCCACACUUCCUGGCUCAACUCCGGCGGCGGCAGCCAGUUUCAGGGUAACCAUGGCCAGUUUUGCCAGAAGUGGCCGAACCAGCAAGCAUCAGCUCACUGGUCCCCAAACAUCAAUCAAUAUGACACCAGACAACAACAGCAGAAGAAAAAGAAAAAAAGGGACCCAAUAUUCACACACUUCUGUGAUACUUGUGAUCGAGGAUUCAAAAACGUGGAUAAGUACAACGAGCAUGUAUCACAACAUGUCCAAUGCAAAGUUCAAGGUUGCAGUUUCAAUGCCCAUGAGAAGCUGGUUCAGAUUCAUUGGAGAAAUGCACAUGGGCCAGGAGCACAAAGAAUUAAACUGGAUACUUCAGAAGAAAUUGCCAAAUGGCGUGAGGAGAGAAGGAGGAAUUUUCCAACUUUGGCAAAUAUGACAAGGAAGAGGAAGGCAAGUCAAGAAAAGGAACAACGAGGAGAGAUGUUGCAAACUCAGCAGUUUGGCAAAAUGAAGGGACGUUGGAAAAGGACUUGUAAUGGGAACAAAAGAGAUUUCUGUGGAAGGUUUAAUGACAGGAAUGGGGGCCAUUUCGGUGAAACGCACUUUGGUGAGCAGGAAGGCGCAAGUGCAAAGGGGGACACUGGCUGCAUGCAGCCUAAUGAGACUUGCAGUAAGCAACCAGAAAACAAGGAGCCAAAGAAAGGUGGUAAAAGAGAUGUGGACCCUCUCGGCAUGUUGGCACAACAUGACGCAGAGUCUGACAAGGACGAGAGCCGAGCUGGCGAUGAACAAGCAGCAAUCGUUGUUGUGCCAAGACUGAUAACGUCAGGCCUGAGCGCACUGAUGGGUAAUUACAGCUCAUCAGACAGUGGAAGUGACCAGGAGCCAGAGGAAAUCCCCGUCCGUAUGCCUAUCAAAGCUGUUGAAGAAAACGUUGCACUGGAAUCUGCACCACAAAAUGCAAAUGAGCAGGAAACGAAAAGGUGCAAAAGCAGCGUUGCAGAUUUGGAAUUGGGCGGUCAUUUCAAAUGCAAGGAUAACAGAAGAGGAAGAGGUAACGCACGAGAAAGACGGCCUUGCCGGCAGAAAUUAUCACCUUGGCCAACCCUGCUUGAAAUGUUGUUGGCCAGAGACAUUCGUCAUGAAAGAAAUGUAAUCCUGCAGUGUAUUCGGUAUAUUACACAGAAUAAAUUCUGGGACCUUGAACAAAAAGUAAAUGGGGCGAGUGUCAGGCCACAGUUGUCAAUAACAUCAAGUGAUGAGGAACCACAUACAAACGGAACUGUAGAAUGUAACACGACGUCCGGACCUGAGGCCUAUGCACCUGGACAUACUACGAGCCCGAAAGCUGAAAGGAUGGGCCCGGGCCCUUUGCUGUCACCAAGAAGCUCACAAUUGUUGUCCACAGCUGAGCUGCCAGAAGCGCCCCUGGUUACAUUGCCUACAGUAGAUGAUGACAUUUGGGAGACCCCGGAAGCCAUCUGUGAAGAAAGAUGAUAAAGAAAUCCUAAACUUGGGAAAAGGGCAAAGACUAUUGGUGAAAAUCUGAGGACUUCCGCAGCAGCAUCUUUGUUUUACAUGGAGAUUAGAAUUUGUUCAUAAUAAAUUAAACUGCUUAAAAUGUGAUUAUGACAUUUCAGGCAUUUUGAGCUGUUAUUUGUUCAGUUUUAAAUAUGAAUGUAGAAUAUCGGAAGUAAUUACUUGCAAUUUAAAUUACUAUUUCAGAUCUUAAGCGUUUUAUAUUAUUUACUCAUUUUGUAAAGACUUGCAUUUCUGAUUAUUUUCCUUUCUAAGUUAUUUCCAGUCCGCUUUCUGUUAAUUGUUCUGCAAAAUGAUUUCGAGAAUCAGGAACUUAAUGGAGUGCCAUAGUCAUAGAGCUAUAAGUCAGGAAACAGGCCCACCCAGAGUGGCUGAGGUUGUUGUAACUUUUACCCAACUAACCUGAGGCUGAUUGUAGAGUGAUUAACCCAUUUAUGCUGCCUGACCCGCUGAGUUACUCCAGCACUUUGCGUCUAUCUUUGGUCUCAACCACCAUCUGCCGUUCUGUGUUUCUACAUUUUGUCCAAACCCAUUUAGAGUUUGGGGCAAAAGGAAAAACCAUUUAAAAUAAAAUACAUCCAGUUUUGUUUCAUAAAACAAUCUAUCCUGCCUCAACCACCUCGCUGUUUUAAAUUUAGAAAUACUAAGGAAGUGUGAGUGGUUCCAGAAUUUAAUUCAGCAUUUCAAAAGCUUCCCUUUUACACAGUAGCUGGAAAUGCACCUCAUCAAAUGGUGCAGGGCUCUUGUAACAACGUACAGUAAAACACUGAUAAUCCAGUAUCUUUGGGCUCUGGCUGUACUAACACCAACAGAUUUUCCUGGUAAUUCAAUAUUACCCCUUUUAAUACCCAAACAUGCUUUUUAUUUUAUUUUAUACAGAUGACUCCAUAGUAAUCUUUACUUUGAACCCAGUGAGAUUAAAGGGGGCGAUAAAGAUAAAAGUUCAAUGGACACAAAAAGCUGGAGUAACUCAGCAGGACAGGUAGCAUCUCUGAUGAGAAGGAAUGGGUGAUGUUUCGGGUCAAAGUCACCAAUUCCUUCUCUCCAGAGAUGCUGCCUGUCCUGCUGAGUUACUCCAGCUAUUUGUGUCUAUCUUCGGUUUAAACCAGCAUCUGCAGUUCCUUCUCACACAAAGUUCAAUGGACUCCUGUGUAAUCAUACCCAUUCAUGACCCCAACCCAUGAUGGCAACCCCAUCCUGGAACUCAAGCUUGGGACUCCUCCUGCUCUAUUCUAGGAUGAUAUGCAAUUGGGUGCCAAACCAUCAAGAUUUCUAAGCUAUCGAAUGCUGGAUUUUUGCAGUUUUGCUGUAUUCCUGCCUCCACCAUCCCAAACCUUUGUUUGCUUUUGUCAGUUUGUUUACUGGGUGCAAGUUGCAACGAUUGGUUUGCCCAUCUGCCAUGCCUAUAACAUUUCUGCAUCCUCGAGUUUGCUGCUUCCAUUCAGCAUUGGUAAAACCUUGUAAUUUAUGUUGAUUUAUACAAAUAAAAUCAUGUUUUCCGAUAUUCACGAGAGGGUUAAAAAUGCCAUUAAUAUGCUUCAGAAGUAAACCAAGCUUAGGUUAAGCAACUUCAAGGAGCUUUUGAGUGGUAUGUCCCCUGCAUCUGGCACUGAUUUUAAGCUAAACACAGCACUGAUAAAUUGGUCUCGACUCUAAAAUGAAAGCUACAAAAUUAAACCUUGUUUAUCUUUUGAUGGUUUUAUGCAGUUUGGGCUGUAUUGAUUAUAAGCUGCAUCCAAUACAGACUGGAGAAAUUGAGGCUUACCAUUGUGAUUUGAAUAUUCUUUCAUCAUCUAAGUGUGUAAACAUGCUUAAUGAUGAAAGGCCUUCAAAUUGCUUACAGUCAUCAGGGAAAAUAUUCUAAUCAAUAUUAUUGCAAAAUAUUUCUAGCGUUGGGUUGGUUUUGUCAUCUGUUUUGAAUUUAUACUGUGUUUUGAAGUUUGACAUGUGGAGCCCUUCAGUAUUUCCAGCUGCCUUUUGUUGUGCAAUUGUGCUGCUUCCUGAUGAUAGAGCAGAGUUAACAGGUGUGACACCAACUGUGAUGUGGGGAAAAAGAUGGCAUUUAAGACCUUGGUCUGUAAUUGACUUGGUCCAAGGGAGGAUUAAAUGGCAAGGAGUGUGAAAAUGGUAAACCAAAGCCCAAAAAUGAUUCAAAUCUUAAUUCAAUAUCUCAAAGCUUUGUGAAAUACAACUAGGUUGUGACUGUAAUAAAUGAGGCUCCAAACUCUCUCAUUGCUUUGUUUGAAGCUGCAGAUAUCAUUACAACAGUUGUAGAACAUCUGUGUUCCUUACAGCAUCUUGGGUGUCAUUUAUCCUACAGUUGAGGAUGUAUUAAGUUUUUAUUGUCUCAUUUUAUAUCUUUGUAAGGGGUUUUGAGCCAACUAGACAAAUUGAAAUUCAUCAUGCUGUGUUUACUGACAAUACAAAGGCAAGAUGGUUUGUACCAAA